Nymphaea colorata (pocket water lily) is the source of this 603-nucleotide messenger RNA. RefSeq lists its product as uncharacterized. The transcript is spliced from 2 exons. NCBI's taxonomy places the organism in Eukaryota, Viridiplantae, Streptophyta, Magnoliopsida, Nymphaeales, Nymphaeaceae. The record is from RefSeq and is a predicted model, not a curated record. The coding region runs from base 36 to 395 and encodes 119 amino acids.
UGGUGGUUUUCAACUUUUCAUGAUGGGAUGGUGCCAUGGACAUUUGUGCUGCCAGGGAGGCUGCCUCCCGGUGGCGGAGAGAGCGGUUGCUGGUGCUCCGUUUUGGGGAGGUUGCCAUCGACCAUACGAUUACCACCACGGCCAGUUCCCGCCUUGCUGCAGCAGGCUUCCAUCGGGCUGGCCGUGUGCUUUUUGCCCACAUCACCCCUGCCACGGUCAGGUGCCACCGCCGCCGGAGGAGUGCUCCGGUCAGCAGCCGGCGCCGCCUCCUCCGGGCAGUCCAGCGUCCUCCCCAAAUCAGCGCGCUGAUGAGGAAGGAACGGCGGGAGUCAGCCGUCUCUGAGGUCGUGAAGAUGGUCGAUGACCAAAGUUCGGGAUGUGCAACUGGAACGUAGCGGAUUCCGGCUACGAGCCAGAGGCGCUCCUUUCUGUUCUUUUUUUUUUUUAAUCGGGCUUUCUUACUGGAUAUCUGUAAUAUACCACCUUCUGGGGAAGCUGUUCCAUGCGCUCCUCAGCAUGGUGAAUAAAUAGAAAGCAGUUUGCGAAAUAUGGUUUACAUAUUUUUGUAAAAUUGUUAUAUUUGUGUUUCAUAAAGCUGACGGU